Molecule: messenger RNA, 1566 nt
Organism: Zonotrichia leucophrys gambelii
Lineage: Eukaryota; Metazoa; Chordata; Aves; Passeriformes; Passerellidae
Product: serine/threonine-protein kinase pim-1-like
Biological process (GO): protein autophosphorylation
Cellular component (GO): cytoplasm
Molecular function (GO): ATP binding; protein serine/threonine kinase activity
Source: RefSeq, a predicted model, not a curated record
AUGAUCUGCAAUUCCCAAGGCAAAGGCACCAGCAGCCUCCUGCUGUCACCUCAGGAACUGAGCUGGAAGAAGCCCUUGGGAGCCGAGGCAGGAGCAGGCGGGAAGGGGCCGGCGCUGCUGCUGCUCCUGGCCGGGAGCCCCGGCUGGGCUGGGCCGGGCCGGCGCCCCCUGCGCUGCGGCUGCUGCUGCUGCCAGAGCCGGGCGGGACUCGGGAACAGGGAACGGACACGGGGGGACAGCAAAGUCCCUCUCCUCUCCCUGCCUCCCUCUCCCCUGCCGGGCCGGGCCAUGCCCCCGGCCCGCCCCCGGCCCCGGGCGGGGCUGCCCCGUGCCCGGCCCCGGCCGUCCCGCCGCGGUCUGUCCUCCGCCCGGCUCUGGCCGUACUGGCGGUGGCGCUGCCGGGCGGGCAUCAGUGCCUGGUGCGGGGGCGGCAUCGCCGCCCUUCGGCUCCGCCUGGUCCGAGCCCGGCCCCGGACCCGACCCCAGCCCCGGCCCCGGCCCCGGCUCCUCCCGGGGCCCGCGGAGGACACACGCGGCGCGGCCGCUCCCGCCGCCUCCGCUACGGCUUGCCCGGCCCGAGCUCCGCCGCUCGGCAGCGCGGCCGCCGGCCCCGAGCCUCCCGUGCCGCGUUCCCGGGAGCGAACGCCUGGGCAUGGCCGGCCCGGGGCGGGUGAGGGGCGCUCGGGGGCCGUUGCUGGCCCCGGGCCGAGCGCUGACCGCCGCGUCCCGCCCGCAGGGAAGGCGCAGGAGGCCCUGCAGGAGCGGUACCGGCUGGGAUCGCUGCUGGGGCGCAGAGGCUUCGGCAGCGUCUUCGCGGCCACGCGGCUCUCGUACGGCGCCCCGCUGAACGGCGGGGCAGCAGUGGCCAUCAAAAGGGUGCCACGGAACCGCGUCCGGCACUGGGGCGAGCUGCCCGACGGCACCAGCUCACCCCUGGAGAUUGUGCUGCUGGCCAAGGUGUCCACUGGCUUCCCUGGUGUGGUCCAGCUGCUGGAGUGGCUUGAGCUCCCCAACAACAUCGUGAUGGUGCUGGAGCGGCCAGAGCGGUGUCAGGACCUGCAUCGUUUCAUUCGGGCACGGCGGUUCCUGCCCGAGGAGGACGCGCAGGCGCUGUUCCGCCAGGUGCUGGAGGCCGUGCGGCACUGCACCAGCUGCGGGGUCCUGCACCGCGACAUCAAACCAGGGAACAUCCUGGUUGACCUGGACACCGGCCAGGCCAAACUAAUUGAAUUUGGCUGUGGCACCUACCUGCAGGACACAGUCUACACUCACUUUGCAGGAACACUGUCCUACAGCCCCCCGGAAUGGAACGACUUUGGCUGGUACCAUGGCGAGGCAGCAACGAUCCCCUGGUCCCUGGGCAUCCUGCUGCACCAGAUGGUCUGCAGGGAGCACCCUUUCAGGAGGGGCCAGAACCUCAGCUGGGGCCAGCUCCCGCUGCCACAAAGGCUCUCUCAAGAGUGCAAAGAUCUGAUCAGGUGGUGUUUAUCGGUGAACUCCUUGGACAGACCCACUUUAGAAGACCUGUUCUGUGAUCCUUGGAUGCAGGAUAUUCCUCUGCCAUAG